AGAAGCCUUUUAAAAAGGUUCAUAUUGAAGUACUGACCAACCUCGUCAACCUGACUUGAAUUUAAAAUUGGCAAAAAAUUCAAAAACAAAAUUAUCAUCUAUUCAAAGUUUUAAAUCAAUUAAAAUAUUUCAUCAAAAUAUUCAACACCUGUCAUCUAGAAAAGAGUCGUUGGAAAUUGUAAUGGAGGAGAUGAAACCAAAGUUUUGACUGAGCAUAAUAUGACUAAAGGCUGAGACAGUUAAAAGAAUUAAAACAGCAGAUUAUAUUGAUUUAAGAAUUAAUAUUAAACAAUAGAAGAAUAAAGAAAUACAAGAGAAAAAGGAAAAUCGCCAAGUGUAUUGAAAAAUACCUAAUAUUAUUCAUAUAAAGAUUUGACUAUGAGAUGAUUAAAUGUUAAAUGAGAGAUGUAUCCUAUCAUGUAUCUGUUGUACAUUUAAUAAGUCCUACAAACUGGUACUAUUCAAAUGCAUACAAUUCCCUAUGGUUUGUUGUGAUUUCCGAUAAGCGACUUCUUAUGUGAUGAAAUUCACAGUGGGAAAAAGUGCUGAAGUAAAAAUGUCAACUCACUCAAAAAACUUUCCUCUCAAAUGUCCAAUAUGUGAGCAAAGUUGUCCAUCUCAAUCUGCAAUGAAGGUCCAUAUAUUAUAUCACACUGGAGAGCGUCCCUUUAAAUGUUUGACAUGUGAGAAAACAUUUUUCCAACUAAACCAAGUAAAGAGUCAUUUGUUGAUACACUUUGGGAAGUCUCCUAUAUGUGGGGAAUCCAUUAAACUCCAAAGCCAUAUGAAGGAGCAUACACAAAUUCAUACAAGACCCUAUAAGUGCACUACAUGUGGAAAAUCCUUUACAACCAUUGGUAGUAUGACAAGACAUACAUUGGUCCAUACAGGUGAGAGACCUUAUAAGUGCACUACAUGUGAAAAAUCAUUUACUUUCAAAAGUGAUCUGAAGAAACACACAUUUGUUCAUACAGGGGAGAGACCUUAUAAGUGCACUACGUGUGGAAAAUCCUUUGCACGAAUAGACAAUAUGAAGACACAUAUAUUUGUCCAUACAGGUGAGAGACCUUAUAAGUGCACUACAUGUGAAAAAUCAUUUACUUUCAAAAGUGAUCUGAAGAAACAUACAUUUGUUCAUACACGAGAGAGACCUUUUAAGUGUGCUACAUGUGGAAAAUCCUUUACAACCAAAGGCAAUAUGAAGACACAUACAUUGGUUCAUACAGGAGAGAGACUUUACAAGUGCACUACAUGUGAAAAAUCAUUUACUUCAAAGAAGUAUCUGAAGUCACAUACAUUUGUUCAUACAGGAGAGAGAUCAUAUAAGUGCUCUACAUGUGGAAAAUCCUUUACUGCCACAAGUGAUCUUAAGAAACAUACAUUUGUUCAUACAGGUGAGAGACCUUAUAAGUGCUCUACAUGUGGAAAAUCCUUUGCACGAAUAGACAAUAUGAAGAAACAUUCAUUGGUUCACAGGAGAGAAACCUCAAGAGUGUACCACAAUAUGUAAAAAGUUGUUUGCAUUCAUAAGCUGCAUGAAGAAGCUUUUUAAAAAGGUUCAUAUUGAAGUACUGACCCACCUCGUCAACCUGACUUAAAUUUAAAAUUGGAAAAAAAUUCAAAAACAAAAUUAUCAUCUAUUCAAAGUUUUAAAUCAAUAAAAAUAUUUCAUCAAAAUAUUCAACACCUGUCAUCUAGAAAAGAGUUGUUGAAAAUUGUAAUGGAAGAGAUGAAACCAAAGUUUUGACUGAGCAUAAUAUGACUAAAGGUUGAGACAGUUAAAAGAAUUAAAACAGCAGAUUAUAUUGAUUUAAGAAUUAAUAUAAAACAAUAGAAGAUUGAAGAAAGACAAGAGAAAUGGGAAAAUCCCCCAAGUGUAUUGAAAAAUACCUAAUAUUAUUCAUAUCAAGAUUUGACUACGAGAUGAUUAAAUGUUAAAUGAGGGAUGUAGCCAGUUAUCAUGUAUCUGUUGUACAUUUAAUAAGUCCUACAAACUGGUACUAU
Macrosteles quadrilineatus (aster leafhopper) is the source of this 2004-nucleotide messenger RNA. RefSeq names its product gastrula zinc finger protein XlCGF7.1-like. The coding region runs from base 521 to 1510 and encodes 329 amino acids. The record is from RefSeq and is a predicted model, not a curated record. Gene Ontology annotation, biological process: regulation of DNA-templated transcription. The transcript has 3 exons. NCBI's taxonomy places the organism in Eukaryota, Metazoa, Arthropoda, Insecta, Hemiptera, Cicadellidae. Gene Ontology annotation, molecular function: DNA-binding transcription factor activity, RNA polymerase II-specific; RNA polymerase II cis-regulatory region sequence-specific DNA binding.